Messenger RNA from Corticium candelabrum, 5015 nucleotides. Its product is annotated as vitellogenin-A2-like. The transcript has 21 exons. Bases 53 to 4873 code for a protein of 1606 amino acids. Gene Ontology annotation, molecular function: lipid carrier activity. The record is from RefSeq and is a predicted model, not a curated record. Gene Ontology annotation, biological process: lipid transport. Lineage: Eukaryota; Metazoa; Porifera; Homoscleromorpha; Homosclerophorida; Plakinidae.
GCAACUGUUCUGAAGCACAAUAUCCCACUUGCCUGUCAGCUCUGGUAGAGGCAUGAUGCAAGUGCUGUUCAUUGCAUGCAUACUGGCUGUUGCCAGUGCUGUUCCAACAAUUUCUCCUUGCAUGACAGGCAAGAAGACGACAUACCAGUAUGUUGCGACUGCAGCACAUGGUGUCGUAGGAACACCAAUUGAUAAGGUUGCCCUAACCUUUAAGUUCACGAUUGAUGUUACUGUUUCUGAUGAGUCGCCAAAAGCCGAGUUGAAGAUUGUGGAGACUGACAUCAUGCCUGCUUCACAACCUAGCCUUGCUGGCAAGAAGUAUAAGCUGAUGCAGGAUUUGCAGCAAUACACAUUGCCAUUUGAGCUUAAAGAUGGUCGUGUUGGCAAACUGUUUCCUCAUCCUGACGAGCGGGAGGAAAUUCUUAACAUCAAGCGUGGUGUUGUCAGCAUGCUCCAAGUGGAAGUUGCCGAGAGUAGUGGCAAACGGAUUAUUGAGGAGACUGAUGUUCUCGGAAUUUGUAUGACCGAGGUUGUCCAGUCCUCUUUGGAUGAUAAGACCAUCAUAUUGAAAAAACGAGACUCAUUGAAAUGCAUGGAUCGCGGUCCCCUUUACACAACUAUGGACACCACAAUGAAUCAGGAAGGGCAGUUUGUGCCUGGAUAUACAACUGCCAUGUUCAAGCUUAAUUCUGAUCGUGAUAUUGUCUAUGCUGAAGUUGCUCAGAAGGAGAUGAUUAGGCCUCUCAGCACCGACUCUGAACAAGUUGUAUGCAGAAUGAGACAAACUCUUGAGCUAGUAAAGACAUCUUCUGUUGACGUAUGUGCCGACAAAUCUGCCUGGAUACGCCGCACAGAGAGGAGUCUAAUGUUUAAUUACUCUCGUUCGGUACGUCCAGAAGACAGCUCUAGUGUUGAGGAUGUCAAAAUGAGAAUUGAGAACAUGCCAGAGUUGCAUGCACAAGAUAUACCUGAGGCUUUUCUGGAGUUAAUUCAGAAAAUGCGUGGCUUGAACAGAGACGAAUUUCAAAUGCUGAAUGAAACGUAUGCAAAGUACAAGAAAGUGGAUGCUCCAAGCUCAGACAUGAAAGCUGCCAAACUUGCCAGGGAUGCAAUGGCAAAACACUCCUUCUUCUUGGAUGCAUUGGCCUAUGUUGGUACCGAAUCAUCUCUUGACCUAAUUGUUGAUCUAGCAAGUGGCGAUGGGGGAUGGUUCCUCAACUUUACCCGAAAAGUAGAACUGACAUGGAGCAUGGCUGCUAUUCCUGUUCACUCUUUGAGUCCUUGCAAAGUUCUUAACUACAGCCUUGAACUUGCUAAACUUAACAAAACCUAUCAGGUUCCCACCCUAGUUCUUGGAUCAGUCCUAAACAAGGUUUUGGCAAUGUACAACUACACGUGUGAAAAUGACGUAUCUGAAGCUACUGAGUUUCUACUUGAGAAAUUGCAAGAAAACAUUAAAGAGAUUCCUGAAAAGUUUAACUUGCAGUCCAGGAAGACUAAAGAGAUCAAGAAGUACUGGGAACGUGUUGUACACACAAUCAAGGCACUAGGCAAUUCAGGAGUGAGCAAAACUAUCAAGGCAGUACGUGAUGUACUUGAGAAGAAGAUGCUGCAGACAGAAGCUCGCACAGCUGCUGUCUAUGCACUCAAACGUGUUGCACGCAAACAUCCUCUUGAGGUUCUUGAUAUUGUCAUGAAAGUUUUUCGCGAUAAAUCAGAAAAUGAAGAAGUACGCAUUGCUGCAUUCACCAUUGCCAUGGAAAUGUUACAUAGUGUCCACAUCCACAUUGCGCACAAAACUCUGAGGCAAUUUGUAAUGGAGCUGAUAAGAGAGCCCAACCCUUAUGUCAAGAGCUAUGCCUGUUCAUAUUUCACAGCUGUUGAGAAGACACCUGAUCCUUCAUUGCUUGAAUUGCGUACUAUUGUUUUGGUGUAUGCCAAGCCUAAUGGACUUCUUCGCAACUGUGCUGUAGAAGACAAAGGAUAUUCUUCUUCCAGGGCUGACUUCGGUUAUGCGUCUCUAGCUGAUGCUCCUUUACCUAAAUCUAUACCACAAGACGUUAUGGGGAUUGGCUUCUCUUCAGGCAUUCUAUUUGCUCCACCUGUCAGUCCUAUGGCACCUUCCAACUGGCUUCCACAAUCUGCCAGCUUGAAAUUGCACGCACGUGCAUUUGGCUAUGAAACUGAUUUGUUGGAGUUUGGUGGUCGUGCAAUGGGACUUGAGAGGCUCAUUCAACAGUUGUUUGGUCCUACUGGCUAUUUGAGAAAAGGAACACGCAAGAUGGACGUUAGCGGCUUGCUAAGAGAUCCUAGUUUCAUUGUUGACAUUCCACAAGAGAAUAUCAGUGCCUCUGGAUUUGUCAAAGUUCUUGGUAAUGAAAUCGCCUGGAACCACAUAGAGCAGGAUGAGAUAAUGAGACUACUGUACAGCAAGAGUCCUGCACUAUAUGCAUUGCGUGACACAGUUACCAAGGCUACCUUCGACAAAUUUGACUUCUCUAAACUUAGAGAAAUUGUCUACAAGAGUUUAGAUUAUGUUCGCUAUCUAACCGAAGGGAAACUGCCACUUUACCAUGGCAAGAUAAAUGUAACAAAGACAGUGAGAGUUGUUGAUGCCAAACGCAGCAUUGCAACUAUUAUGGGCCUUCCUCUCAAUGUUACAAUUUCUGCUGCUGGUCACAUGAAGCUUGAUGCUGAGGGUGAAGUUUGUUACAAGAAUGAUGCACCAAUCAAAUCACUAUGGAGUGACAACUGUGAAGACAGAAUAGAAGCUAUUGGACAAAUUCAUCCUAGGUUUUCUUUGCUUUCCAAAGUUGAGGUUGUACUAGAUGCAUAUGAGAUACAAUCUAAACUAGUCUUCCGUGGCAACGUUUCCUCUGAUUUCAAACAGAGCGUCAAGGCUGUUUUGUAUAGUAACUAUACUGCUAACGUUCACCUGGAAGAAAUGCCAGAAGACGAAACCAUGCUAUUGAAUGCAUCGUACAUUCAGUAUACUGAGACUGAAGGCAUUGUGGAGAUGAUUGGAAUAGAGAAGAGAAACAAUACUGAGAUCUAUGAGCCCAUCAGUGGAGCUGGACUGACUCUGUUGACAAAUCUCAGUUAUCCCAACAGCACUGGCAUUCCUUUUGCUCCAUGGUUUCCACUGUCUGGCCCAGCUAAUCUGACUGUGUUUGUCAGAAAGACCUCACCAUUACUAAAAGGCUUGAACCUUACUUUUUGGAACGAGACUCUGCUGAGCUUUGAUCAUGGCUACAUCAACUUUAGCAUUGAUGCAAUGGGAAUUGGACGUAAGCUGAAUGCUUCGGUUAUCUGGAUGAAUGACUCUGAGAAGACUUGCUUCAUCAAUGCAACCAUUAAAAGCUUGCCAGCCAAUUUUACUGCACUUAUCAACACUAGUUCACGCUUCGGUAGAUGGUUAAACAUGACCAGCAUCAUGUCGCUGAACACCACCAUUUCAAACACAACGGGAGUCACUAUCUGGAACUCAAGCUACAUUCAUUUUAAUGUUUCCCGAGUUCGUCAUACUGAAGACAACUCGACAGCCCUGCUGAAAGAGCCUGAAUUCAAUCUUACCAUGAACGCCUCACUGUAUAAUAGCACACAUGGCAACAUGUCAGCAAUGUUGUUCUUGGAAGGCAGCGACAAGCCACAGUGGUUGAGGUCUAACUUUACGAUCAGAGGGUUGAUGGUCAACAUUACAGCUGAUUCGAGUCAAUUUGACAGACUGGAGAUGGGCUACAUUUUGCCAUUGCCAUUGAAAACACCUGUGUGUCACGUUUUCAAUGGACACUUCAUUACAUUUGAUUCAAUGAAAUUUGAACAUGGGUUGAGUGAUGAGUGCGAGCACAUUUUGGCUCGACAUCGCCAUCCCAAUGACACGUUUGCAGUCACAAUUCAAAAUAGAGACGUCCAUGUGUAUAUCAAUCGCACCAAAUACACACUGACACCCGAAGGCACCAACCUCAAAGUUAAUGGUAAAUUUGUUGAAAGUCCACUUCCUUAUCGUGUGAAGCAUGUUAUGAACAUCACAAAGAUCAAGCAAAAUAACCAGCAGUACAUUCGCCUGACUGCUUGGGCUGGAGUAGACAUAUUUUACAACAAUGGUGACAUCCAAUUGAGCAUCAAUGGAUUCUACAUGAACCAAACAGCUGGACUAUGUGGCAAUGCCAACUAUAAUGGCACAGUUGUUGAUGAGAGGAGGAAACCCGAUUUUGAGUUGGCACCAUCUGUUUUUGAAUUUGUCCAGGCUUGGGGCGUGGGCAAAAAACAGUGUGAGUCAAAAACGAAGGUCACCCCUGAAGUUACACCUGAUGCGGUGAAGGAGUGCAGUUCGUACUUCUUUAAUAUCCUAUCUGAAGGUCACACUGAUGUUGACCCGAUUCCGUUUUACAAAGCUUGUCUACAUGAUGUUUCACGCCAAGGCAGUCCUCUGCAGAGUGUCAGGGCUUAUGUCAUGGCUGCUCACAGUGUGUCUGUCGACCUAGAUGGUUGUUCGUAUGAUGACUGGUCAGACUGGAGUGAAUGCAAACUUGAGGAUGGCAAGUGGCUGCGUUCCCGAAGCAGAAAAGUCUUACCUGUCAACAUUCUAAAGAAUGUGUGUCCUCUUUCCGAGGAAAAACAGGAGUGUGUCAAUGACUUGUGUGAAGAGUCCAAAGAGCACAUUAUUACAGUCUUUCACAACAAAGUGUGCAAGUCAACUCGCCGGUAUCCAAUCUGCAGAAAAGACACCCAGUGCAAACCUGAGAAGGCACCGGCUGCAAGAGAAGAAGAGUUCAAAUGCGUGCAAGAUGGAGAGUCAUUGCAUAAGCUUGAUAACGCAUCACCUGUUCUUCUCUCAUUUACUCCUACUGUCGGGUGUCAGAAACAACCAUGAAGAUUUGUUGUACUCUGACUAUAGACUGCAGCUGAUUUUGAGACUUAAUUUUUUGUUUAAGCAGAUCACAAAUUGCAUUUGUGAUGAGUCUACUAGUAAUUGUAGCGUGGCAAUGAUAGCAAUAGAAUCAUGAAGCAUCUGA